AUGGGAGUAAAAGGGUUAUGGUCUAUAGUUGCACCUAUAGGGGUUCGUGUAAACCCUGAAAUAUUUACAGGAAAGAGAAUAGCAAUUGAUGUAAGUAUAUGGUUAUAUGAAUUAAUAUAUGGAAAUAAUUUAAAAAGUACACAAAAUAAUAAUUUUGAUGAUUUAGGAAUGUUUAAUGAUUUAUGGCUUGAUUUGAGUGAAAAAAAUAAUGAUUUAAAAUUAAGUAAUUUAAAAAAAGGACAUAUUUAUUUUUUUUUUUUAAGAAUAUGUAAAUUGCUAUAUUAUAAUAUAAGACCCAUUUUUAUUUUUGAUGGAACACCUCCUGAAUUAAAAAAAAGAACCAUAUUUCAACGAAAUUUAAAAAGAAAAAAUAAUGAGGAAAAAGUUAAGAAAGCAGCAGAAAAGUUAAUAUAUAAUUAUUACAACAGAUGCUUAUUAACGUUGCUAAAAAAAAAGAAGGAAAAUAGCAAGAAUAAAGAAAAGGGGGAAAGUAAAAAUAAUAAAGAAAAGGGGGGAAAUAACAAAAAUGGCGAAAAUAAAGAAAAGGGGGGAAAUAAAGAUAGUGUGCACGUGUUAGAGCAGAGGAAAGAUCUUUCAAAUGGAAAAAAGAACGAUGAUAAUCCCAAUUUAGUGGAAAAUGAAAAAGAGAAUAGAACCUCGUUGAAUCAUGAAUUAGAUAAAUUAGGUAUAAAUAAUAUAAUAGAAAUAUAUGAAGAUAUAAAAGAAAACAACGAAUCAUUAAAUAAAAUUUCUGAACAUGUAGGAAGUGUAAAAAUAACAGCAAAAGAGGUAUUCAAUAUUUGUAAUAACAAUUCUGAUGAUUUAAAUAAAAUAAAAAAUAAUUUUCUUAUGAUUAAUGAUGAAGAUAUAUAUAAUGAAAAAAAUAAAAAAGAUAUAAAAACGGGUACUAAAUUAGAAGCAAACAGUGGUAUAGUUAGUGAUAUAGAUGGCGAUAUAGAUGGCGACAUUUUUAUGACAAAAAAUAUGAUAAGAAAAAAAUACUAUGCCGGUAUACCAGAAGACUUCAAAGGGUUCUUAUCUAUGCGAAGAACUAUUGACAUUAUAGACAUAAAUAAUUAUAAUAUAAAUAUUGAAGAAGUUACAAAAAAAAUGAAAGAAGCUGAUAGGAAGUAUUCAAAUAAAUGCGAUAAAAACGUUUUUUCAAACAUAUCAACAGCGAUGUUAUUAAAUGGUGAUGAAAAUGGUGGAAGCGGUGAAACUGUUAGAAGUGGUGGAAGUGGUGAAAAUGGUGAAAGUGGUGAAAGUGGUGAAAGUGGCGAAAGUGGUGAAAGGGAGGUGGAUGUUAUAAAUUGCAUAAAAUCUGAAAGUAAAAUGAAUCCAAAAGAAAUAAAUGUUUUAGAAAUGCCGAUGAACAAUUUAUUUAUUGAUGGAAAAGAUGAAUAUAAAGUGUAUUAUGUAAAUAAUGAAGAAAUAAAGAUUCCAUUAUUUAAGGAACUAAAUAAAGAGAUAUUUGAAAAAUUGCCAAUUAAAUUACAGUAUCGAAUAUUACAAGAUAUAAAAGAAGAAUGGUAUGCCGAUAAUAGAUUAAAAGCUAUAAAAUCAAAAGAUGAUAUGGAUAUAUUUUCGCAAGUUCAAAUUGAAACAUAUAUUAGAAUGAUAAAAACAGAUUUUGAGAUUGAAAAAUUAAAAAUAAAAAUGGCAGAAAAUAUACAAAAUGAAAAAUUAGAUGGUGAAUUAAUUAUUAAUACAAAUCUAUCAAAAAAAUUUAACGAAAAUUUAAAUGCUAGAAAUUAUAAUGAUAUUAAAGAUAAUCUUACAAAACGUCGAAAAAAAAAAAAAGAUAAAGACUCAUUUUUAAAUAAAAUCUUGGGUGGCACAGGAAUACAAAACUUUGACGUUUUAGAAAUAGACGAAGUUUCCGAAGUAGAAGAAGUUUCCGAAAUGAAAGAAAUUUCUGAAAUGAAAGAAUUUUCCGGAAUAGACAACGUUUCUGAUGUGAACAGGACAGAUGCUGGGGGUGAUGAAGUUGAAAAAGUGGAAGCCAAUAAAUUGUUAAAAGAUUAUAAGGAAAGUUUACUAAUAAAUGAUGAAGAUUUAUUUGGAGAAGACUUUUUUAUGACAAAAAAUGAAGAGAUUGAAAAAGUUGAUAGAAAUGAUGGGGGUAUUAAAAAUAAAGAUAAUAAAAUUGAUGAACAAGAACCAGAAUCCAUUUCAAAACGGGUUCAGGAUGGAAUCACAGAAGACUCAUUUUUUGUUAUCGAGGAAACAGAAUUAAAAUCAGAUGAAUUUGUAAAUUUAGAAAUGAACAAAUUAGAAGAAAAAAAUAAUAAAAGUACAGAAAUAGAAAGAAGUAAACAAUAUAAAGAAAUUAUAAUAGAUGAUAAUGAUGAUUCUGAAAAUGCAAAAGGACAUUCAAACAGUUUGCUAGUUGCUCCCUCUGAGCCAGCUGUUGAUGUUUCAUUGUUCGAAUUUUCUUCCUCAAGCUUUGAAUCGGUUGCUCAUGGGAAUGAUCCUUUGAACAGUCCUUCCGAUGACGAUGUAAUAGUUUUGCCAAUCAAAAGGGAUGGCGCAAAAGAGGUAGUUGUAAAAGAGGUAGUUGCAGAAGGGGUAGUUGCAGAAGGGGUAGUUGCAGAAGGGGUAGUUGCAGAAGGGGUAGUUGCAGAAGGGGUAGUUGUAAAAGAGGUAGUUGCAGAAGAGGCAGACGUAAAAGAGGCAGAUAUAGAGGGGGUAGAUGCAAAAGAUGCAGAUGUAGAAGUGGUAGAUGUAACAGGGGUAGAUGCAAAAGAGGUAGAUGUAAAAGAGGCAGAUGCAAAAGAGGCAGACGUAAAAGAGACAGAUGCAGAAGUGGUAGAUACUGUGGAAGAGACAGAUGCAAAAGAGGCAGCCGCAGAAGUGGUAGAUGUAACAGGGGCAGAUACUGUGGAAGAGGCAGGUGCAAAACGCGCGGGGCAUAGCCAAAGGUUUUUAACCAAAGAGAUCAUGAAUGAUAUUCUGAUAAAAAAGAAAAUCGAUUUUAAAAAUGUGGGGGAAGGAGAGUUGCUCGAGAAUUUAUUGAAUAACAAGGAAGUGCUAGAUGCAUUUGGAGAGUCGAGAGUUAUUGAAAAUGAUGAUGUUAUUCAAGGAUUUGAAGGAAUAAGUGAUGAUAUGGAUAAAGAAACAAUAGAUAAAGAACUAAAUGAAAAUGAAAAAAAAGGAGAAGAAUUAAUGAAAGAGUAUAAAAGAUUAAAAAAUAAUAAUAUUACAAUAAAUGAAGAAAUGAAUGAAGAUAUAAAAUUACUUUUAGAUUUAUUUGGAAUCCCAUAUAUACAAUCUCCAUGUGAAGCUGAAGCACAAUGUGCAUAUUUAAAUAAUAAUAAUUAUUGUGAUGCAAUAAUAAGUGAUGAUUCAGAUGUGAUAGUAUUUAGUGGAAAAACGAUAAUUAAAAAUUUUUUUAAUAAAAAAAAAACAGUUGAAGUAUAUGAAAAAAACUUAAUAGAAAGAAAAUUAGGAUUAUAUCAAGAUGAUUUAAUAAAUAUAUCAAUGUUAUGUGGUUGUGAUUAUACUAUAGGUGUACAUGGUGUUGGUAUUGUGAAUGCUUUAGAAAUUAUUAAGGCAUUUCCUACUUUUGAAGAUUUAAAAUUUUUAAAAGAAAUUGUUUCAAAUCCUCUUAGACAUAUAUAUCAAGAAAAUUAUGAAAAUAAUUAUUCUGAUGAAAUAAAAAUAUUUCUAAAUUCUCAUAAAAAUUAUAAAUUAAAUUGGAUAUUUCCUAAAAAUUUUCCAGAUAAAGAAGUAUAUAAUUGUUUUAAAAAUCCCAAAGUUUGUAAAGAUAUUAAAAAAAUUGAAUGGCAUGUUCCUAAUAUGAAUAAAAUUAUAUAUUAUUUAAAUAAAGCUACAAAUAUUUCGAAAGAAAAAAUUUUUAAUGUUUUAGACCCAAUAUUAAAAAAGUACAAUGUUAAGGUUCGAAGCUAUCAAUUAAGAAUAGAAGACUUUUUUCCUGUUAUUGAAAAGAAGCGAAAAACUGUUGACGAUUUAAUAAAUACACUUCGGACCCAAAAAAAGGCUCAAAAAAAAACGACUCAAAAAAGAGGAGCUCAAAAAAAAGCUACAUCUAAAGAAAAUGCAGAUGACAAUAGCGAAUGGAGUGAAACUAAUUCACAUCAACUAGAUGUGGAAAAUGAGAUAACUAAUCUGGUAGAUGUCAACCCUUCUGGAAUUGUGGUAUCAAAGAGAAUGUCAAAUGCAUUAAAACAUAUUAAAAAGAGAAAAGACACAGUUAAAAAUUCUUCCCCAAAAAAGGGAACCAGAAAAGGUGCGUAG
Plasmodium yoelii is the source of this 4257-nucleotide messenger RNA. RefSeq lists its product as uncharacterized. The record is from RefSeq and is a predicted model, not a curated record. Gene Ontology annotation, cellular component: nucleus. Lineage: Eukaryota; Apicomplexa; Aconoidasida; Haemosporida; Plasmodiidae. Bases 1 to 4257 code for a protein of 1418 amino acids. Gene Ontology annotation, biological process: nucleotide-excision repair. Gene Ontology annotation, molecular function: single-stranded DNA binding; DNA endonuclease activity. The transcript has a single exon.